Molecule: messenger RNA, 1107 nt
Organism: Entrophospora sp. SA101
Lineage: Eukaryota; Fungi; Glomeromycota; Glomeromycetes; Entrophosporales; Entrophosporaceae
Source: the annotation of a GenBank genome assembly
AUGUCAUUUGAUGGAUUUGAAAUGACUAUUUAUAUUUACAAUUGGGAGAAACAAUAUGCUGAACAAAUCUUUGGAGCUAUGAAAAGCAUUUCUGACUGGCAUAAUAAACGAAUUGGAUUGCUAAAUAAUAUCCUACAUCAAAAAAUGGGGUUAUUUUAUCAUGUUGAUAGUCCUCAACCAAAACCAACUCCUCAAACUUCCACAUUGGUACAUAAUCCAAUCAAUACACCUAGAGCUAUGCAACCUCCAAUACCUGGGCCCCAAAGAGCGUCAUCUCAAGCUGAAAGCACAUUGAAUAAUCAAAAAUCCGGAUAUCAGGAUUUGCUGCAUAUCGAUUCAAUGGUAUAUCAACGUUUCCCGCAAAGACAUCAUAACAAUGAAGAAAACAAAAGAGUUGGUGAUACAAAGAAUGAAGAAUCAAAAAAAAAGGAAAUCGAGGCUAACCAAUCCGCUUUAACUAACUUCAAUGUAAAAAAAGUUCUUAAGGAUUCGUUUAUCGAACCAAUAGAAGAAUUUAAUUCCAUUUUUAAAAGCCAAGAUGCGCUGAAGAGACAUGGUCCCUCGUUUAUAGACACCUGUAUUCGACAAGCCAAAAUAUUACAAGACCACGAAAAUGCUCUUAAAGUGUAUAAUAAAUGGGUAAAGAGAUAUCAAGAACAUAAUAAUGAUAAAAGAAUAGAUGUAAGAGAUGCAAUUGCCAAAUCUGAUUUAUCUAUCGUAUUUCGUACUUCCAGGCUGUUACAUUUUUGUAGAACACCACUUUUAUUUAAUGCCAAAAGUGAUGAUCAACAACCAUCUUCAACUACUACUAUUACUACUAAUAAUAACACGAUUCAAUGGUAUAAAGAGAUAGUUAAUAAGUUUUUAGAAGAGUACUCUUCAUAUCUUGAGACUAUUGGAAUGCAUGUAGUUAUUGAUGGUAAACCAGGGUUGAAUAUAAUUGACGAUGGUAGCAGCAGUAAUAAUAAUAACGAAAAUCCAACAGGAACAGCUACAACAGCAACGCUUGAUCAUAACAAAGAAUUCCGAGGUACUAAUAGGUUUAACGCCAUUAUUACCACUUAUGUUACCCCCUCCAGUAUUAAUACUUCCACCACAAUUCCAUAA